GUGUAAGUUAGCUUUAGCUAUACCCACCCACUCCCAAACAACACGGCAUGAAGUGUACGUUGACCAGAUAUUUACGCUUUCAAUAUUUAAAGAGCCACUUUACUUCAACUGCAUUCUUCGAAGAGCUUUCUCAGUGGUUUCCAUGAAAAGGUGUAAAUGUGUGUGUGUAUAUAUAUAUAUGCGAAUAGCAUAGACAGGCAAGGAAAGGAAGAGGAAGAUAGUUUAAAUUCAGUUAGCUCAGUUGGUUUUUUCAGCUAAAAAAAAAAAAAAGGAAGAGGAAGAAGAAGAAGAAUGAUAAGGAAGAAUCAUGAUAUUGGUUUUGUAAAUAGUGGGUAAAGAGGUCGUGGAGAGAGGUGAGUACGUACAUGGAUUUAUGUGGAGUUCAGACGCUGCGCCUUUCAUCGCCUAAUUCCAAAACCCUCCAUUUGGUGAGACAUGCACAAGGAGUCCACAAUGUACAAUUAGAAGCGAAAGAAGUGACUCCUUUAUCAGAAAACCUUUUUGAUGCCCAGCUCUCUACAAAGGGUCUCCAACAGGUUUCUGAACUGCGCAAGCAAAUCCUUGAAUCAGGAUUACUAAACACUAUCGAGUUAGUGAUUACCUCUCCUCUCCACAGGACAAUGCAAACUUCAACUGGAAUAUUUAGGGGACAAUUGCAAGAUGCAAUAAAUCAAUCCGAAAACCUUCCAAAAGCUCACAACUUUCCUCCAAUUGUAGCACUUGAGAUUUGUAGAGAACGCAUGGGAUUAUAUCCAUGUGAUCGUAGAAAAAGUAUAAGUACCUAUCGCACUUGUUUCUCAGAGAUCGACUUUACAUUGAUAGAGAGUGAUGAAGAUGCUCUAUGGCAAGCCGAGGAAAGGGAAAAACUAGAUGAUGUUUCCGCUAGAGGCCUUAUCUUUGUCAAACGGUUAUGGACGAGACCAGAGAAAGAAAUCGCAGUUGUUAGCCAUGGGAUUUUCUUGCAGCAGACACUUCGUGCACUGCAUGUAAAAGUACCUCUUGAGGAUAGUCUUCUUACAAGGUUUGCCAAUUGCGAACUCCGGUCAAUUACAUUAAAGAAGAGUGACAUGGAAGCAAUUUACUCCACCAUCGACCUCCUUUCACACGCUUGAAUAGAAGGCGUGCGUAUUCAUGAAGAUUCACCCCAAGAUUCUCCGAUCGACUCCUUCACCUUACAUAACCCUAAUUUUAGCCAAAGCCCGCCACAAAUUGCAAUGGCUGCGCUUGAGUUACACAAGCCGGAUAUCGACGACGAAGACGAAUCUCCGGUGGAGGAGGUUCGUCUCACUGUUUCGAACCACGAUGAUCCUUCUUUGCCAGUGUGGACGUUUCGUAUGUGGUUUCUAGGGCUCCUCUCCUGCGUUCUGCUCUCGUUCCUCAACACUUUCUUCGGUUACAGGACUCAGCCUCUGAUGGUCACCAUGAUCUCCGUUCAAGUGGUCACGUUGCCUCUCGGAAAGCUUAUGGCUCGGAUUUUACCCGAGACCAAGUAUCGGAUCGGGUCGUGGGAGUUCUCGUUUAACCCGGGUCCGUUUAACGUCAAGGAACACGUGUUGAUCUCCAUGUUUGCCAACGCUGGUGCUGGAUUCGGAUCUGGCACUGCUUAUGCUGUUGGAAUCGUUGAUAUCAUCAUGGCUUUUUACAAGAGGAAGAUUAGCUUCUUGGCUAGUUGGAUCCUCGUCAUCACCACACAGAUUCUCGGGUAUGGUUGGGCUGGUAUCAUGAGAAAGCUAGUGGUGGAUCCUGCACAGAUGUGGUGGCCAACGAGUGUUCUUCAGGUCUCUCUGUUUCGUGCUCUUCAUGAGAAGGACAACGCGAGGAUGUCGAAAGGAAAGUUCUUUGUGAUUGCGUUUAUCUGUAGCUUCGCGUGGUACGUCUUCCCGGCAUACUUGUUCCUGACCUUAUCAUCAAUUUCUUGGGUUUGCUGGGCAUUUCCCAAGUCUAUCACUGCUCAGCAGUUAGGCUCUGGGAUGUCAGGACUUGGGAUUGGUGCAUUCGCGCUUGAUUGGUCUGUCAUAGCUUCUUACCUUGGAAGCCCUCUCGUGACUCCCUUUUUUGCAAUCGUCAAUGUCCUCGUUGGCUACGUUCUCGUCAUGUAUAUGGUGAUCCCAGUAACGUAUUGGGGCAUGAAUCUGUAUGAAGCAAACAAGUUCCCGAUUUUCUCCUCUGAUCUGUUUGACUCACGAGGGCAGCUUUACAAUAUCUCCACCAUUGUCAACGAUAAGUUUGAGCUGGACGAAGGGAUGUACCAUCGAGAAGGUCGGGUUUAUCUCAGUACAUUCUUUGCUAUCACUUACGGGAUUGGUUUCGCAGCAAUCGUUUCCACGCUGACUCAUGUUGCUCUCUUCAAUGGAAAGGAAAUUUGGCAACAAGUACGAGCUUCAACCUCGGCCAAGGUGGACAUACACACAAGGUUGAUGAGGAAGUACAAGGACAUACCAAGUUGGUGGUUUUACGGUCUGCUCGGUAUCUCAUUGGCACUAUCUCUUGUUCUCUGCAUUUUCAUGAAAGAGCAGAUCCAAAUGCCUUGGUGGGGACUCCUUCUAGCCUCAUUCAUGGCCUUAAUCUUCACUGUGCCUGUCAGCAUUAUUACAGCUACAACUAAUCAGACUCCAGGUCUAAACAUCAUCACGGAAUAUCUCAUGGGUGUGUUGUUACCGGGGAGACCAAUAGCGAACGUCUGCUUCAAAACUUAUGGUUACAUAAGUAUGUCACAAGCUAUUUCAUUCCUCAACGACUUCAAGCUAGGACAUUACAUGAAGAUACCGCCAAGAUCGAUGUUCUUAGUCCAGUUCAUAGGAACAUUGAUUGCAGGAACGGUGAAUAUAUCAGUAGCAUGGUACUUGCUUACAUCAGUAGAAAACAUCUGCCAGAAAGAGUUGCUUCCUCCAAACAGUCCAUGGACAUGCCCGAGUGACAAAGUCUUCUUCGACGCAUCAGUGAUUUGGGGAUUAGUAGGGCCGACGAGAAUCUUUGGUCGGCUAGGAAACUACCCUGCACUAAACUGGUUCUUCCUAGGUGGACUGAUAGGUCCAGUCCUCGUAUGGCUUCUCCAAAGAGCCUUCCCGACAAAAACAUGGAUCUCACAGAUCAACCUCCCUGUUCUUCUAGGCGCAACAGCUGCGAUGCCUCCCGCGACGAGCGUGAAUUUCAACUCCUGGAUCAUUGUUGGUGUGGUGUUCAAUUACUUUGUGUUCAAGUACUACAAGAUGUGGUGGCAGAGGUAUAAUUACGUGCUCUCGGCAGCUUUAGACGCCGGUUUGGCCUUCAUGGGAGUGCUUAUAUACUUUUGUUUGACCAUGAAUGGUAAGUCCAUUGAUCAUUGGUGGGGUGCUAAUGGUGAGAAUUGUCCUCUUGCUUCUUGUCCUACUGCUCCUGGGAUUCAAGUUGAAGGUUGUCCUGUUUUUUAGAGUUUAGAUGAUUUUUUUGUUUUUUUUCUUACAGUGGUUUUUAGAGAUAUUUGUUGGAUUUGUUUUUUAGAUUUAUAAAAUCUGCAUAUUUUCCUAA
Messenger RNA from Thlaspi arvense, 3507 nucleotides. Lineage: Eukaryota; Viridiplantae; Streptophyta; Magnoliopsida; Brassicales; Brassicaceae. The record is from the annotation of a GenBank genome assembly.